Cuscuta campestris is the source of this 1155-nucleotide messenger RNA. The record is from the annotation of a GenBank genome assembly. NCBI's taxonomy places the organism in Eukaryota, Viridiplantae, Streptophyta, Magnoliopsida, Solanales, Convolvulaceae.
CUGUGAGCUUUGCAUCCUUUUAAUAAAAAUGACUCCUGGCAAUGGAUAUCUCGGCUCUUGCAUCGAUGAAGAACGUAGCGAAAUGCGAUACGUGGUGUGAAUUGCAGAAUCCUGUGAACCAUCGAAACUUUGCACGCAAGUUGCACCUCAAGCCAUUCGGUUGAGGGCACGUAUGCUUGGGUGUCAUGCAUUAUGUCUCCCCUCUCGUGUGUGGAGUGGGAAUAGAACCUGGCCUCCUAGGCCCUUCCUUGGGCGUGGUUGGCCGAAAAUGUUGUCCUUGAUUUUGUUGAUGUCUUGGUGUGCGGUGGAUGUGCCAGCGAAAACUUGCCGUGAAAGCAUUUUCAAUUUGGUGGGUUCCGACUUUGUCUGCAAUGGUUUCCUUUGUUCUGUACCCUUUUGGUGGCAUCCUUACGUUCCAACUGCUGAGUUCUGUCGUGUGCCUGCUCGUGUGGGAACCAAAGGGUUGGCAUUCGAUUGACGCCAUGGCACCGCUUGUGGUACACUAUGUGUUGUCUCUUUUCCGGAAAGUUUUGGCCCAUUGGUUGUUGUUGAGUACUCGGGUUUGGUGGAAGGACAAGGCGUCGGGGGCUAAUGCAGUCGGUUUUAGGUUGGCUUUAAGUGGGUGGGACGGUUGGCUACGGUUUUCUUCGGUCUUGCAUGGCACUCAUCGACGCGAUCGUCAUGGGCACCAGGCAUUCGCUGGUGGGCUGACUGCUGAGUUAAAAACAUGGCCUUUGGUCUGUUGGUGGGUUGUGCGGUGUGUCUGAAGUUUGCGAUGCGUAAUUGUGUGUGAGAUGUAUUUGGUUUUCAUGGUCAGGUUUGAUCCUUGCUGUAGCAGCGAAAACUUGCCGUGAAAGCCUUUUCAAUUUGGUGGGUUCCGCCUUUGUCUGCAAUGGUUUCUUUUGUUCUGUACCCUUUCGGUGGCAUCCUUACGUUCCAACUGCUGAGUUCUGUCGUGUGCCUGCUCGUGUGGGAACCAAAGGGUUGGCAUUCGAUUGACGCCAUGGCACCGCUUGUGGUACACUAUCUGUUGUCUCUUUUCCGGAAAGUUUUGGCCCAUUGGUUGUUGUUGAGUACUCGGGUUUGGUGCACUAACGGGGACUGGUUAAGAAUUCUCUGUUAGCCUAAGUCUGCCCAUAAAGUAUUUUGUUCCAG